AUGGGGGCACAGAAUAGUGUCGCUACAAAUCAGCAACAACCGCAACCGUUGCACAACCAUCAGCGAAACGUACAAAUCGAACAAUAUCCGCAAAAUUCGCAAAGACCCAUCGCGUGGCCAACAAAUCCGGUUGUUCCCAUCUCACAGCCGUCGGCACAAGCUAGACAGCCGCCUAUGGCACGCAUGCAUGAGGUGUAUGGAGUUUUGGAUUACUCACCAGAGAUGAUCGAAACAGCGAUGAACAUUGUGGCGAACUAUUUAGGUCCACAAGCUGAACCGCUCGUGCCACAGGCUGAACCGCGAAAUAUGGCGAAUGCUCCACCGGAAGUCGAACAAAUGGGGCGGCCGAUUUGUAACGAACCGCAACAGGCACAGCAACGCUGGCCACUGUACCGACCAGAACCACAAAGACCAGCAGGGCGACCGUUCCAUCCUCAGUGGAGUCCUCAGCAGAGAUUUGCGAACAUGGGGCAGCAGGUACAACAGUGUCCCAACAAUGAGCAACAACCAAUGCACAACCCCACGCCGUUCCGUACACUGGCGGAAAUACCGCAAGGGCCGCUGAUGGUACUGGACCCCCGUUGGUCCAUUGAUGAUACAGCAAAUCCUCAGCCUAACAACGGAUGGCCUAUGCAGCAGGAACAGCAGCAACUGCAGGCUCCCCCGAUUAACACGUUCCAACUGUGGAAUAACAACGGUCCGAUGAAUCAAACCACGACGCCGCAACAGCCAUCCGGACCGCACAUGUUUUCCAAUGUGGAGACAAACUACCCACAACCUCCGAUGCAGUUUAAUCAGAUGUGCCCACCGUACCCCAACGGUCAGCCAAUCCAACCCCCUCGGAUGAGAAAUGUGUUGCCCAACAUACCGCCAACAAUGCCGAAUUUUCCCGCCAAUUACGGACCACAGCCUUAUAUGCAACAGACCAACAACCACCCGAACCAGGGACAUUACAGUGACAACGUUCGUUUCAAUUAA
Molecule: messenger RNA, 978 nt
Organism: Anopheles marshallii
Lineage: Eukaryota; Metazoa; Arthropoda; Insecta; Diptera; Culicidae
Exons: 1
Coding region: 1-978 (325 amino acids)
Source: RefSeq, a predicted model, not a curated record